Rotaria sordida is the source of this 2769-nucleotide messenger RNA. Lineage: Eukaryota; Metazoa; Rotifera; Eurotatoria; Philodinida; Philodinidae. The record is from the annotation of a GenBank genome assembly.
AUGAAAGUAAUUGUUAAUUUUGGUGAAACAAAAGUCGUUGUACCAUGUGGUAUAAAUGGUGAUUUAUCUAUUCGAGAAUUAAUUCAUUCAGCAACAACUAAAUAUUGUAAAUUGUCUUCCUGUACUAAUGUUACUAAUUUAAACAGUGAUCAAGUCCAAUUGAGACUUAAUAAUGGUGCUGUUGUUGAUCCUGAUGAUCGAGUUUGUGAUGUAGCUGAUGAUAGAGAAGAAUUAUUUGCUAUUAUUGAAUCACAUACAACAAAUCUUAAUAGCAAUGGUGAAUUAUCUUCAAGUAUAACAAGUUCAAAUUUAUCAACAAGUUUAUCUGAACAUGAACGUCCUGGUAUACCACCUCCAAUACCAAUAACAUCAUUAAAUAAUCGUCAUGAAGUUAUUGUAACUGAUGCUGAUCUUCGAACUCGAUCUUUACGUAUCAAAACUGAAUCGAAUGACACACAUCAACAAAAUAUUAUUAAUAAUAUAAAUAAUCACAAACAUUCUCCUUUAACUCAAUCAUCUGAUAAUAAAGGAAUGUUUAAUAUUCAUAUUGAUGAAAAGACUGGUGAUAAAAUAUUUUCAAUAUCAUUACCAAAAGAAAAUAGUCCAUUAGGUAUACAUGUUAUUCCAUAUAAUAGUAAUGAAAAUCAAGUAAAUGGACUUGUUUUACAAAAUAUUGAAUCUGAUGGACGUAUAAAACGUCAAGGUAUAUUAGAAUUAAAUGAUCGUAUUAUAGAAAUAAAUCGGAUUAAUAUUGAACGAUGUUCAUUUGAAGAAGCUCAAUUAAUAUUUCGAAAUGCAUUACUUGAAUCUGCACUUGAAUUAAAAAUUGUUCGAAAUAUAAAAAAAUCAUCAAUACCAUUUUAUUUAAAUCAAAAAACUGAUAUUAAUCAAAAUACAAAAUAUUUAAGAAAAAUAAUUAAAAUAACACUUGUUAAAGGUACAGAUGGUCUUGGAUUUAAAUUAGCUUCACGUGAUAAUCCAACUGGUAUAGCUAAUCCAAUAUAUGUUAAAACAAUAUUUGGUAAAGGUGCUGCUAUUGAAGAUGGUCGUUUACGUAAUGGUGAUCGUUUAUUAACUGUUAAUUCUAUUGAUGUUACACAAAUGUCAUUACAAGAAACGGUUGGUUUAUUACGUGAAACAAAAAUUGGUGAUACUGUUCAUUUAUGCAUAUCAAGACAACAUGAUGGAUCAUUACCAGAUGAUUUAGUCAAUGAUGAAAUAAAAAAACAAAUCAUGACAUUUGAUAUACCAUUACGAGAUACAUCAUCAGCUGGUCUUGGUAUAACACUCAAAGGAAAAACAUCAAUUAUUGAUGGAAAAUCAAUUGAUUUAGGAAUAUUUGUUAAAAGUAUUUUAACUGGUGGUGCAGCUUAUCGAGAUAAACGACUUUGUUCAAAUGAUCAAAUACAUAUUGUUAAUGAUGUAUCACUUGUAAAUAUGUCAAAUAUAGAAGCUGCAACUAUUUUACAAGAUGCUGUACGAAAAGAAAUUCAACCAGGAUUUAUUAAAAUAACAAUAUCACGUUUAUUAAAUGAUGAACAAGAUUCAAAUGCAAAACAUGUUAAAGAAAUUGAAUUAUUAUCAUCAUCAUUAGUAAUGAAUAAUGAUGAAAAUGAAUUAGAUCUAACAAAUUUUGUUCCAUCUGUUAAUCGAAAAUAUCCAAUAAAAUCGGAUAUUCGUUCGACAAUAAAUCAAUCACCUGCAAAAAAUCAAACAACAUUACAUGAAAAACAAAAUCAAGAAGAAACUAUCAAUGAAAAUACAAAUCCAUUUGAACGUGAAACUCCAUUUCGACAAAGUAUUUCAGAAAAACGUCGUUUAAAUCAACAACCUAAUAAUCAAGCUAUACAAUGGAAACAACGAUCAUUUCAAGAUACUCGAACAAAUAGUGAACGAAGACAAGUAAAUCGACCAUUGCCUGAUUCAUCAUCGAAUUUUAUACGUUCAACAUCAUAUGAAAGUAUUCAUAGAGCAACAGAAGAUGAUGAACGAAAACGUCAAGCUAAAUUACGUAAUCGAGCUUGUAAUGAUUCAUUUCGACAAGCUGUUGAUAAAUCUUAUUGUCAAAAUAAUCAUGAUUAUUCUAUAAAUGGUGAUAAAUCAAAUAAAACAGAUAAACAACGAUUUAAAUUUUCAAAUUUAUUUACUACAAAAUCAAAACGAAAAGAAAAUCAAGAUGAAAAAUCAACAUCAAAUCAAACAACAAAAACUAUUAUUAUUCAUUCACAAUCACCUUCUCAUGAUAAUCAAACAAUAUUUUAUCCACCUCCACCAACACCAUUUAGUUCACGACAAGAUCCAACAUCACCUGCUAAUAAAUCAAUCAAAUAUCAAAAUAAUGAACGUUCAUUUACUAAUUCUGCUUAUCAUCUAUCAAAUAAUCAACAACAAGGUUAUCAACCAUAUCGUUUUGAUUCUCAUCAAAUAUCUUAUAAUCAAAAAAACAUUGAACAAUCUACACCAAUACAUCAUGAAUUAAAAAUUAUAUCUGGUAAAUCAUCUUUAUCAACUAAUCUUCAAAAAUCUUCACAUCCACCAAUUCCACAACAAUUUUUACAAUCAAAUAUUAAUGGUACACAAUCAUUAAAACAUCAUCAAAUUAUAUCACGUUCACCUUAUCCAUCAACAUUUCUUGUUCAAUCAAAUCAUUUAAAUUCUCAUAAUCAUAAUAAAGAUAUAUCAAAUAAUACAUCUCAACAAAUAAAACGAACAAGUUAUACAAUAUCAUCACGUAAUUUUUUACCAUUUGAAAAUCCAGCUAAUGUUUAA